AUGAUAGUCCACCCCGGUGAUGGCGUCAAAGAGCAGACGGCCGGUCUCUAUGCAAAGAAGCGCGCUCCAGAGGGCGAGAGUGGAGGCGAACCUCACUUCCUGGAGGACCCAGUGGCAAGAGUCAGCGAUGUCUGGAGUGUCGUCGACUACCUCGAGCAGCUAGAAUAUGUUGACACCACCAAGAUCGGUAUCCUCAGCAUUUGUGCCGGCGGAGGCUACGCCGUUGCAGCUGCGAAAGCAGAUUAG
Messenger RNA from Aspergillus udagawae, 246 nucleotides. RefSeq lists its product as uncharacterized. The transcript has 2 exons. NCBI's taxonomy places the organism in Eukaryota, Fungi, Ascomycota, Eurotiomycetes, Eurotiales, Aspergillaceae. The record is from RefSeq and is a predicted model, not a curated record. Bases 1 to 246 code for a protein of 81 amino acids. Gene Ontology annotation, molecular function: acyltransferase activity, transferring groups other than amino-acyl groups.